Messenger RNA from Crotalus tigris (Tiger rattlesnake), 4538 nucleotides. RefSeq names its product GDNF-inducible zinc finger protein 1-like. The record is from RefSeq and is a predicted model, not a curated record. Gene Ontology annotation, biological process: regulation of immune system process; negative regulation of transcription by RNA polymerase II; regulation of cytokine production. Gene Ontology annotation, molecular function: protein binding. The transcript has 7 exons. The coding region runs from base 255 to 3032 and encodes 925 amino acids. Lineage: Eukaryota; Metazoa; Chordata; Lepidosauria; Squamata; Viperidae.
UCUAGCGUGCUUCGCUAAAGAUGGCUUCUGAGGUUUCCUUGCCCACCAGAAAGAUGGCGGACUGCUCUGUCUCAAUGGAAUACCAUAGAUGACAGCGACGGGCGAGGAAGGGACGAGCUCCAAACGCCAGCCAACCCUUAUUCCUGGGUAACCCCUCGGUCACGGGCCUGCGCCUCUACGGUGGCUGUCAAAGUCGCUUUCAGCUGAGUGUGAGAAUUCGGCUUGUCUCCCCGUUCGCCCUCCCGCUGAGCAGGAUGGAAAAAAAGAAAAUUUUAAUGAAAUCCAGUGUUGCUGCCUCCAACCUUCUGAGAACAUUACAUUCUCUCUAUCAAUUUGGACAUUUUUGUGAUGUUACAAUAUACACAGACCAGCUAGAAAUCCAACAAGAAUUUUCCGUUCACAAAGCUGUUUUAGCAGCUUCUAGCAAUUACUUUAAAAGCCUUUUUCUCAAUAGUGAAAUGGAGAACGUCAAAAACUGCACAGUGAUCCUCCGGGAUAUUCAGACUGAAGAAUUUGUCUCAUUCCUCAAAUUUGUUUACACCGCAGAGUUAGAAAUUGAAGUGGACAGACUGCACCAGAUCAAGGAAGUCGCUGAAAGAUUUGAAUGCAAAGAUCUGCUUGAAAUUUUUGAAAAAAUGAAGGCUGUAGAUGGAAACUUGGAACCACAUGUUCAUUUGAAAAAAAAUGAAAGUGUUAGAUUGCCUGGGAAGCGAACAGAACAUGGAGGAGAAAAAGUACAUGUUUUGGCUGCUGCACUGAGGAAGAAUCAUUUGGGGAAGAAAAUGAACCAUUCAAAACCAACCACCAAUUUUGAUGAUAUUAAAAAUAAACGUGUAAACCCUAAUGAAGAUAGGAUUGUGAGCUGCAGUUCCAAAGAUGAGUCAACAACGACAUCUGAGCGUACCAAUAAGACUGACUGUCCUUCAUUAAAUGAAGAGGACUUGAAGGAAGCCCACAUCGCUUUAAGCAGGACAUUGCCUGACCAAAAGGAUGAAAAUAGCUUGACACUCUGUAAGGCGAAACUCAGAAAAUCAACCCGCAAUAUAUCAAAAGUCUUGCCAAGAGCAUAUGCCAGUGACAAGCCUAAUCAUUUAUUCCAUUUUGCUGAGCAGUACCAAUCACAUAUUGAUCUGGAGCAUAGCACAAGCCUGGGAACUGAGUAUAGCUGCAAUAUUUGUAGCCAACUCUUUCCCAAUUGCCACAGUCUAAGGCAACACAGGGUCACUGUCCACAGCCGAGAGCGGAUCUUCCCUUGUUUGCUGUGUGACAAAAAGUUUCAGCACCAGAAGGAUAUCAGUGCUCAUAUCCGCAGGGUGCAUGAAAAGAAGCAGCAUCCGCAGCAGUGCCCCUACUGUGACAAAGUCAUCAGUUCCAGGUAUGGCCUGACAAUUCACAUACGAACCCACACAGGAGAGAAGCCUUAUAAAUGUCAGUGCUGUCCAGCCAGUUUUGCUCAGAGGUCAGCCUUUAAUAGUCACAUAAGAAAGAUACAUGAAUCCAAAAAAGAUGAAAAAUGCAUGCCUGCUUACUGGACAAUAGUUCCACCAGCAGAAAAAGUAGAUGUGAUAGAUAGUAGAAUCAAUAGGAAUAACAAAACACAACCCAAGGUGCCAAAUCAUGAUCUGCAAAGGGAAAUACUUGGCAAAGCUACUCAGGAAGAACCUGGCAGAUCCCUUCCAGAGGAAGCACAACCAGACAAAAAAAACAAGAAGCUGGAAGUAGGUACUGAAACUAAUACUAAAAAAGGGGACACUUGUAGGCAAGGGACUGUGGAUGUGAAAGAAAAUGGAGAAAGAGUUUGUGAAGCAGGCGUAUACAGUAAUAAAGACAAGGAGGCUUUCUCUCCAGAUGAUCAUCACAAUGAGGACUCAUAUGAUCAUGGUACAGAAGACUGCAAACAGGAUGUAAAUUGCCAAGUUAACAAAAACGAGGCCAUCCCAACACCUGCUUACAUCAUAACUUGUACCAAAUGCACCGAGAAGUUUCCAUCACGGAGGAAAUACGUCAUCCACUGCAAAGAAAUCCAUCACUCCUUGCCUGGGAAAGUAUAUCAGUGCGAUGUUUGCAGCAAAUCCUUUGCAAGUCACAACAGCUGGAAAGAGCACCGAGCCUGCGUUCACACAGAAGACCGGAAGUUUGCCUGCACCCUGUGCAAGGCCACUUUUAAGAGAAAGAGGGAUGUGAGGACUCACUCGGUGCGGAAGCAUGAGGGUCAAGCGAAGCGUCCCCUCUGCUCCGUCUGUGGGAAAAUUCUGAGCUCCAGAACGGCCCUUGUCUUCCACAUGAGGACCCACACAGGAGAGAAGCCAUAUCAGUGUGGCAUUUGCGGCUCAAGAUUUGCUCAGCCAUCACAGCUCAAGAUUCAUACCAGGUCACACACAGGUGAAAAGCCAUACAUCUGUGAGGACUGUGGGGCCUCUUUUGCUGAUAAAAGCAAACUUAAUGGUCAUAAAAGGACACAUACAGGAGAACGCCUCUUCAAAUGUGAUGUAUGUGGGAAACAUUUUGCUACCAAUGAAUAUUUAAAAUGUCACAAGCGUUGUCACAUGGGAGCUAAGCCAUACAAGUGUGAUGUGUGUGGGAAAACCUUUGGAUUGAGAACUUCAUUAGCCCAACAUAGUAAUGUUCAUGCAGAGACUCCUCCUUAUUUCUGUGAGCAGUGUGGAAAGACGUUUACUCAGCAAGGAGCCCUAAGACGUCACCAGCGUAUUCACUCUGGAGAAAAGCCGUACAAAUGCAGGGCUUGCGAGAGAACCUUCACAGAUAUGUCUACCCUGAGGAGGCAUGUAUUGGUCCAUGAUCGGAAUGCUCAUUGGAAAAGUUUCUUAAUAGAUCUUACUAUCAAAAAGGAUCAUAACUGGUCCAAAAUAGAGACUUUGUCUACUAUUUAUAUGCAAGAGAAUUCUACUACAGUUUGGUCUGAUUGCCAAGAAAAAUGCCACACAUCAGAAAACACAAAUGUAAAAAAAGUAGAACAGCUACCAAGCAGUACUAACGUGAAAGAAUCGGAACCUACCCGUAUGCAUUUAUAACUAUCAACAAUUAAAGUUCAGUGUGGAUAUAAACUCAUAUUGUUUCAAUUUUUUUCCCUUGUAUAGGAAGAUCCUCCAAAUGCUUGCAGAAUCUACAAACAGACAUGGCAUCAGCUUGGAUUCUGAUAUGGGAUGGUUUCUAAAUGUGCUCUUUCUCUUAACUUAAAUGCCGAUGUUUUAAACAGCUUUUGAGGACUAGGCAGACAUAAUAAGCAAGUUCUAUCAGGUUGCCUAUGAUCAAACCACUAUGGGCCAUACUGAUGGCCAUGUACAGGUCAGAGAGCAUUCAUCCUUGUUUUAAAAGGAAAGAUAUGGCCAAAGUUGAAAAGGGUAAUAAACAUAAAUGUGUAAAAAUACAGAACCCCCACCUCCACCAAGAGGGAUGUGUGGAAUUCAUGUAAAAUAUUGUACAUGGGAACAUGGUGUUAUAUGUCUUCUUCCAAAGCUUAGGGAAUGUUGAUUUGGUAUACAUUCUGGUAUUGUUUCAAGAUAUCCCUUCCUGCAACUGUUGAACACAAGGACCAGCCUCUAAAGCUAAUGAACUUUGUGUUGUUUAGAGUGCGAAGAUCUCGGAGUUCAAUUCCUAGUACAAGCUGGUCACCCAUGUCUGAAGAAUUUCAAUAAGCAUAAAACAAGACAAAUGUCGUCUCCUGCUGGCGAAUGUAACUUUUAGAGGAGCAAAUUUCAAACCCUUUGGUCUCAAGACCUCUCUAUGCCCUUACAAAUCAUCUGAGAAUACAAAGAAUAGGAUAUAAAGCAAAGAAAAGUCAUUGUUGAAGUGAGGAUUUUGAUGUGAAAUAGACAUUAAAAAAAAGGCAGGAUCUUGAUAUUCAUAGAAUGCCACGGAAUAUUGGUGUUCAAUCUCCAUUCCAGGAACUGCAGGAAAACUGUUAGAUUGGCACUGGAAAAUAUUGUAUAGACCAUCAGCAGUAUGCUUGUUAACAUACCAGAUAGGAGGCUGCUUGGGGUAGUAUGUGAUUCAUCUGCCUGAGCGAUAAUCAACUAGUUUUGGAGAGAGAAUCUUUAUUAGAAAUUCUUGUCCAGAUACCCGCUUUUUCUUCUGGUAUAUCUGAGCAGAGGGCAGGCUGUUUCUCAUAAUCUGGAGAAAAAGGCAAGGACUCUCCUGCCCUUCCUAGCCCUGACUCGCUUUGGACAAAAGUUCUACAAAGUGAGAUGGGCAUCAAACAAAUCUAAUAAAUAAAAACAUUCCAUUAGUUCCAGCUUCUUUUGUUGCAUCCAUACUUUAAAUAAUCUUUAUUAGAAAUUCUUGUCCAGAUACCACUACCUGAUAUGGUGUUGUACACACUCUCAAGAAUAUAUUAUUUGGAUGCUAUAGAAAUGCAAUAAAUAAUAAGCAAAACUCUCUUUAAAAGAAGCAUUUUGAAAAAGGGGGAGGAGUCUUGUACUGUGCUUAGAUGUAAAUGCAUAUUAAAUAAAAAUGUAAAUGCUAAAGUUUUACUACUCAUUUGAAGACAUGUUUGCUUCAGAAUAAACAAUAAAGGCAAA